Prorocentrum cordatum is the source of this 744-nucleotide messenger RNA. NCBI's taxonomy places the organism in Eukaryota, Dinophyceae, Prorocentrales, Prorocentraceae. The record is from the annotation of a GenBank genome assembly.
AUGCCAUCACCAGGGUCCUGGACUCGAGGACCACGCCGGAGCAGCCCGACGCGCCUGCAGGAGACCGUGACCGGGUUGCAGGAGAUGGUCGGCGGCACUCCGUCGAGGCUCUCGGACCAGGCUUUGGAGGCGAACCACGUGAUCCAGCAGAUCAGGAAUUCCGUGAGCAGCCUGGCUGGCACCGAGCAGACCCAAGGGCGGCAGUUCGGCGCCCUGCAGGCGACUGUGGACACGACCUCGGGGAACUUGCUGGCGACGCGGCAAUUGCUCGAGGGUGUCCUUGUCUCUGGAGGCGUGCGCUGGCAGGCUCCUCCCGAGGAGGCCGGCGCCCUGGGGGCUCUGGGGGUGCCCGGGAUGGCAGGGCCAGCUGGCGUGACAGCCGCUCACGUUGCAGCGGCCCCGAGCGCUCCCACCCCGCUGUUCGGGCAGUUCGUGGACGCCGAGCUCCACUCGCGUGCCCUGGGCGUGCUCGGGUUCGGCGUGGGCCGCGCGGACAUGCAGCAGCUCGCCGCGGCCAUCUCCACCGCGGGGUUGGCGCAGAUCACGUUCCCGGAGUGGUGGGUCUCGGUGCAGACGACCAAGACGAUGAUCCAGUGGAAGGCCAAAGCCACCGCCUACGGCUGCCCAGAAGGUGCCGUGAACGAGCUCACGAGUUUCCGAUUGGUCGGCCAGGCUCUCUUCUCGAAUGUGGUCUCGGACGGCACGUGGCAUUCUUCCAGCAUGCAACAUGUCAUCUUGCAGUGA